GAAGAUAUUGCUGGCCUUGAUAUUCCGCGCCAGCCUCUGCAAGCUGUACUCAAACCCACCAAAAUUGCAGUAUCAAGUAUUGCUAUUGCUAUCCGACGCACAUCGAUCAAUCGCAAGGCAACAAGGCAAAGGGCAAAGCCGGAAACACAAGGCAGACAUGCCAACGACUACGACUGCGACUGCACAAGACAAGCAGUCGCGCCUCUUGAACGAUCCAAACCCCGGCCACUUCAGCCUAAUACGAGCCUACCACCUCGCCGACUUGAUCACGCUCAUGAAUGGCUUCUGCGGCGUCAUGUCCAUCCUUUUCUCCAUGCGCUACAUUGCAGGUCCACCACAAGAGAAGGCGAAUUUGUGGGCUGCCUUGGCACUGCCUUACGCGGGCAUGUUCUUUGAUUUCUUUGACGGCGCAGUGGCAAGGUGGAGAAAGAAGAGCAGUCUGAUGGGCGCAGAAUUGGAUUCGCUAGCAGAUCUGAUCUCCUUCGGCUGUGCUCCUGCUGCAUGCGCCUUCUCCCUCGGCAUCCGAACACCCCUCGACCAACUCUUCCUCACCUGCUUCGUGCUAGCUGGACUCGCACGAUUGGCGCGAUUCAAUGUCACCACUGGCAAUGUACCAAAGGACAAGAACGGCAAGGCCAAGUACUUUGAGGGACUCCCCAUCCCCACGAGCUUGAGCAUUGCUGCCUUGAUGGCCUACUGGACAACGCAGGACUGGAUUCAGGAGAGCGUACCCUUGGGCACCAUCAUGCAAGGCACCAUCUUGGAGUUCCACCCCAUCGUUGGUCUUUUCUUGGUCCACGGAUCCUGCAUGUUGUCUAAGACGCUGCACGUUCCGAAGCCAUAAAUUUGGUCGAGCCCAGAAUGCUUUCAAGCAAGCAAGGCGCUGGUGGUGAGAUAUCUCCUAAGGAUACUGAUGGAUAGGGCCAGUUUGCAUUCACGAUACCCAAAAGCCGCAGAGUCAACAUGAACAUGAAACGAGAAAUGUAGUCUAGAGCGUUCAGCAGCAGCACAACCUCAAGAAUCCAUAAUCUCUCUC
Molecule: messenger RNA, 1036 nt
Organism: Pseudocercospora fijiensis CIRAD86
Lineage: Eukaryota; Fungi; Ascomycota; Dothideomycetes; Mycosphaerellales; Mycosphaerellaceae
Exons: 4
Coding region: 158-844 (228 amino acids)
Biological process (GO): phospholipid biosynthetic process
Cellular component (GO): membrane
Molecular function (GO): phosphotransferase activity, for other substituted phosphate groups
Source: RefSeq, a predicted model, not a curated record